AUGCCCCGGCACCUAUACAAGAUGAACAACGAACCCAAGUUCCCAUCUCUUCUACACAAUACAAUGGAAAAAUUAGGAUUUCACAAAGUGUCCAAUAACCCCGGUCCCGGGAAUCCGGUCAUCUCGCACAGUCAACCGGCUAGAAAAGCGCAGUCUGGGCCCAAUUUCAAAAAGCAACUUAGAGUAGAAGGUGCCCCCAAUAACCAAGUUGCCCUCACCAAUUUGGUGGCGGUGCAUCCCUCUGACUUCCCAGAUGUUCCUGAUAGAACCAACGUCAUCAUUGAUGGAAACUUUGUUUACGGCAUUGUCAAACACCUGGCUAUGGAACCAGGCUGUAUUGGAUUAGCUGGCAAAUCGCGUCAAUGGUGUAGAACGUCUUUGGGUCAGCAGGUGACAGUUGAGCUGUAUAACAUUUUUGACCGCAGCUUGGAUGACACACAUUACUUGGGAGAACUUGAUUUGUUGAUUGAUUACAAGCAGACGUCGAAAGCAACGCUGGCUUCUCUUAACGAAGAAGAUCUUAUCAAUGUGUUUCUUUCCAACUACGAAAAUCAAAUCUUGCAGCCUACACAACCAUUUGUGAUGGAUUAUAAAGGAAUGUACUUCUCCAUCUAUGUUUACGCAUGCCAAGUCAUCAACUUGAAUCAUUUAGGCGAUCUGGAACGUAAAAUGUCUCAAGAUAUACAUACCAAAGGUAUUUUGAUGAAAGGUGGUACGAAUGUGAACUUCUUUCCUGUCGAUGGCUCGCCUAUUCAAUUGAUGAAAAAGAAAGGCGGCAAAUCCUCGGCCAUGAUCAACAAACCAAGAGCAAACCCCAUUAUCAAUCCUGACUUCAAGUUGGAGAGUAUGGGAAUUGGUGGUUUGGACAAUGAAUUUCAACAAAUUUUCCGGAGAGCGUUCGCUUCACGUAUUAUUUCCCCUGACUUGGUGGAUAAGUUAGGAUUACGUCACGUCAAGGGUCUCUUGUUGUUUGGUCCUCCAGGUACGGGUAAAACCUUGAUUGCGAGACAAAUUGGUAAAAUGUUGAAUGUCAAGGAACCAAAGAUUGUGAACGGUCCGGAAAUGCUUUCCAAAUAUGUUGGAUCUUCCGAAGAAAACAUCAGAAACUUGUUCAAGGAAGCUGAAGCGGAAUACAAAGCAAAAGGUGAAAACUCCCAGUUACACAUUAUUAUAUUCGAUGAGUUGGACUCUGUCUUCAAACAAAGAGGUGGCAGCAGAAGUGAUGGUACUGGUGUUGGAGAUAAUGUUGUCAACCAACUUUUAGCGAAGAUGGACGGUGUGGAACAAUUAAACAAUAUUUUGAUCAUUGGAAUGACAAAUAGAUUGGACUUGAUUGAUAAUGCGUUAUUGCGUCCUGGUCGUUUUGAAAUCCAGAUUGAAAUUUCAUUGCCUGAUGAGAAGGGUCGUAAGGACAUUUUGUUGAUCCAUACUAAGAAGAUGAAGGAUAAUGACAUGCUUGGCAACGACAUCGACUUUGAUGAAUUGGCAUCUUUGACCAAGAAUUUCACUGGUGCUGAAUUGGAAGGUUUGUGUAACUCUGCCUCGUCUUUUGCCAUCAGCAAAUUCACAAAGAGCGAAAAUAUUGCAAAGGUCGAUGAAAACAUCUCAAAGAUGAAAUUGACCAGAGAUGACUUUUUGAUGGCUCUCAGUGAAGUUAAACCUGCCUUUGGUGUCAAUGAAGAAGACUUGAACUUGAACUUCCCUUACGGAAUUAUCGAGUACAAUCGCAAGGUACAUUCUGUUUUCGAAAAGUUGAGAUCUUACAUCGAGGAAGUCAAGAACUCGGACACCGAAAGACUUAUCAGUGUUUUAUUACAUGGCGAACCUGGUGUUGGUAAAACCGCUAUUGCGUCCAUGUUGGCCUUGAAAUCGGAAUUCCCGUUUAUCAAAAUGCUAAGUGCGGAGAGUUUGGUUGGUAUGUCAGAAGGGGCCAAGAUUGCUACUAUUGAUAAUAUUUUCAGAGAUGUUUACAAAUCUCCAUUGAACGUGCUUGUGAUCGAUAAGAUUGAAACAUUAAUUAACUAUGUUCCAAUUGGCCCUAGAUUCUCUAACGAAAUUUUGCAAAUGUUGAUUGUCAACUUGAACAAGAAACCUCCUAAUGGAAGACGUCUUCUUAUCAUCGGAACAACAUCUCAAUAUUCUGUGAUGAAACAUAUGAGUUUGGUGGAAAACUUUACCAAGACUAUUGAGUUGAAAAAGAUCAAGCAACUUGAUGAGGUUCAAGUGGUCUUUGAGAAAUUGAACUUCAUGACUCCGAAUGAGCGUGUGGCAAUCCUUCAACAAUUAUCUAGCUACGGUGAUGGAACAAUCGACAUUAGUAUCAAGAAAUUGAUCCAAGUGAUGAUGAACUGCAAAUACUUGAAAGCUGAUGUCGAUCUUGCCGUGGAAAAUAUCAUUGAGGCACAGGUGAGUUAA
Messenger RNA from Clavispora lusitaniae ATCC 42720, 2415 nucleotides. It is a transcript of the gene SEC18, whose product is annotated as AAA family ATPase. Gene Ontology annotation, cellular component: Golgi stack. The record is from RefSeq and is a predicted model, not a curated record. Gene Ontology annotation, biological process: Golgi to plasma membrane protein transport; SNARE complex disassembly; intra-Golgi vesicle-mediated transport. NCBI's taxonomy places the organism in Eukaryota, Fungi, Ascomycota, Pichiomycetes, Serinales, Metschnikowiaceae. Gene Ontology annotation, molecular function: ATP hydrolysis activity; ATP binding.